Molecule: messenger RNA, 5211 nt
Organism: Aquila chrysaetos chrysaetos
Lineage: Eukaryota; Metazoa; Chordata; Aves; Accipitriformes; Accipitridae
Exons: 6
Coding region: 443-1138 (231 amino acids)
Source: RefSeq, a predicted model, not a curated record
GGCCGGGGCGCGGGGUGGCCACGGCGGUGCGGGAGCCUGGGGCGGUGGCGGCGCCGGCGCCGCCCGCGCCCGACGGGAGUGGGGCGCGAUGUCCGCCUGCGGCCGCCGGCGUCGAGGCUGAUGGGGGCGGACGGGAGCGCUGCCAUUGAGCUGAGCCCGGGGCCUCGGCUAGGGAGCUCUGCCGUCCUUCAAACACUCUGCGCCGAAUGUCUCUUGUCCUUUGCAGCAAGCUGCCAGCCUUGGAAAGGGAUUCCCCCUCCUUCCCCCGUGGAGGUCCGCAGGACGGAGUGCGGUGGCGGAGGAGAGAGGAGCACAGCUGGAAGCGGGCUGUCCGGAGCCGUCCGCCCCCCCGCCGCCGCAGCGUACCUGGGGGUGCUGGAGGCAAGCCCUACGAAGCUCCUCCGAGCAGCGGCUCGGCAGAUGUAGAUGCGUGCGCGUGUGUAUGCUUAACCCUUUAUUGGCUCCCCGGAUUUGUACCAUGCUGAAGAUCCUCACCAAAAAGCUCAGGAACCAGAGUUUGAACGAAAUUCAACCUUUCCAGCUAAAGAUCUCCUACCCCCCAAGUGAUGAGGACAGCGAUGACUCUGAGGGAGAGAACCAGGAACUUGCUCAGAUCGACAGAGAGAGAAGAAGGAAUUGUACCUUGACCCCUCUGGCCACCAACCAGCUCCAGAACCAGGAGAACCAAUGCUGCAAGGUUCAGGCCCUCUUCCAUGCCAGCCUUGACCGCCACAGCUCAGAAGAGGAGCUGGAGCGUAUCAACCGAGAGUUUGCUGCUGAGAAGCGGAAGUGGUCCCAGGUCAGCAGGCUUGCCUGCUGCAGCGACAACAACAAUACCUCCUCCAGUGAUGAAGAAGUGAAGAACUUGUGUGCGAUGUCCUUCCGGCCUGUGGCAGAGCAGGCUGAUGGCCUGCACACCAGCCCAAGCCCUGUGCUCUUCAGUGCCUCCCCUCCCAAGAGACUCCAGCCCCUGGUGCGGAGCCCAGCCUCCAGACCUUUAAUCUUCACAAGUGUUGGGGCAGGCCUUGAGCAAGUCAUGCCUUGUAAGAGACAUCGACAAGGAUACGGGGAUAAGGUCAGCAGGCCCAGCCUUGACCUGGAAAAAAUGCAGCAGACACUGCACCCCUUUAGUGGAUGAGUAGUUUCAGUGCAUGACGGUAAGACAAGAGGGAAGAGUGAGCAGCGGAGACCCAUCUGCAGCUCAGAGGUGUGUGGCGAAGCAGCACCUGCAGCCAAAAGCCGGGCCGGUGGUGCUGGGAGGAAGAGGAGGCACUUCUCCCUGCGGGUUUAUAAACUCUUGGCUCGCAAAGCAGGAGGACAAAGUGCAUCACCAAAACAGAAUUGCGCUUGAUGUCUGGGUCAGAGAAGCUCCAGCUGGGCCUGGGCAGCCCUUUCCACUUCCCCAUCCCUUGAGAGCUGGCCAGCAGCCAGGGGCCAAACUGGCACCUCACCCCCAGCGCUGAUGGGAAGGUGAAGGAACCGUGGGAAAACCCGGCUCUGGCUGGCUGCUGUCGGCUCAGCAGCAAUUGCAGUAUAAAAAAUAUUUCUCCUCCCCACCAUGUCCUCUCCAUCCCUGCCAUGGUCUGCCUCAGAGGUAUGAAGGCAGCAGUAACAGGCCACCCCGAUGGACCAGACUGAUGGAUGAGCCAGCUACCCUGAGUGCCUGCCGGCUGGAAAAGAGGACUGACUACAAGCAGAUGAUGGGAAUUACAGCUGGGUAAACUCAAUACCACGUUAACCCUGUGGGGUGUGAGCGGGGUCCCCGCCACAUGGGCACGCAAAGCACCAGCUCUGCUCCAUCCCCCCCGAAGGUGGUGCCUGGCACUGCUGGGGUGUCCCCGUUACACUGGUGGGGUGAUAAUGCAAAGCCUUCCCUCACCUUCACCCUGGGUCUUCUCAGGCACCAAGCACCCUGCCAUAAAAGCAGUCUUUCCCCGCAUGCCCCUGUGUAUUGCCAUUUAUUACAUUACAAGGGGAGAAGGUGGGCCUGGUGCUUUCAGGGAUUUCAGGGUGCAAUGCUGGGCAGUCACUGGGGUGGGCUCAGAUGGCAGCAGGACUAGGGAGACUGGAAACAUCUCACAGUACAGUGCCCUAUGUGCAAUAAAAAGCCAGCAGCCCAUUUUGGUCAAACCAAACAGGGCCUUUUGGAAAAGCAUGCCCUAAGAGGAAAUGCUGCUCCCAGAGCAGCCUAUGGCCCCCAGGUAAUAAUGCUGUAAUCGAUGUCAGUGCACACAGUUAUCCACUACAGUAUUACCAACCCCAUAGAUUUCAAAAUCCUGAAUAAGGCCUCAAAUCUCACAGCACUGGCUUAAAAAAUAAAUUAAAACUAUGCAGUUUGGAAUCUGAUUACUUAUCCUCUAUUUGGGUUUUUAAAACUUUUGGAUACAGCUGGGCUGCAUUUCAGCUUCCCUUUGCAUCGCAAUUGCAAGGUCACAAUAAUUACUCCAUAGAAGGGAGCUACAGGGUGGGGGUUUUUUUGAAGGAAGCUGAGAUUCUUAUAAAUUUACAUUUACAGGGAGGGAGCUUUAACAGUUCUCUAGGCUCUGAAAGUCUGUUAAAAAUUGCAAGGGCCACUGAUAUAAUAAUAGAUUAACCUCAGACCAAUUUAUGUGUGUGGUUACUGAUCACCUGCUCUAAAUAAGCUCACUGCAGGAAGUGGACUUGCCUCUUCAAGGAAUGCUGCCUGUUUGGAGAUGUGCCGACAAAGCAUCAUUUCCACUGGAAGCAUUGUCACGGAGGGAAAAAGUGAAAUUUAUCUCAUUGCCCAGGAAGGCAUAAAGGCAGACUGAUAAAUAAACAGGUGGUGAACCAACUACUUGGCAAUAAGUGGUGAGGCAAUCGCAGUGCGAUGAAGGCUAAUAAGAAAAUAUGAUGUCAUGCAUGGCUCUGCUUUGCCAAAGUGUGCCGCUCCCUGCAGAAAAUCACAAAGAACUGUAAAAACAAAAUACAUUUGUGCUUCAACUGGAAACUGAGGCAAUAAUCAUUAUGAUGAAGUAGCAACAGAGCUUUUGGUUGGACAUCUCAGUUCCCCUCCCAAGGAAGACUGUGCCACACAUUGGUCAGGGAGGCUGGAAGCUGGGACACAAAGUGAAUGUUGGCUGCCUCUUUACGUGCCACAGCCUCUGAGCUGCUGUGGGGCCGGAGCAAACCUAGAGGGAGACCCUGAGGGUGGUCCCACAGGGGGCACAGCUUUGCGUGUUAUGGUCCUGUCCUGCCUUUCUUCUCUCCCAGCUCCCCCAUAUCAAAGUGGAGAGUGAGCCAUCAGGAGAGUCUCAGCACAAUGUCUCCUUUGAGGAAAGUCAAGAGCCACAUUUUGCUGGGUAUUUGUGGGCCCUAGAUACCGCUCUGGAUUUGAAUGGAGAGGAAGGGGCAGGCAGAAGUUAAAAAUAAAAAAGGAGGAAUAGUUUGGAUGGGAUGAAAUAGGAGUAGCCUGCAUGUCACAUUGGUGCUAGCUGAAGGCAAUGAUCCAUACCCUGUCUCGGCACCUCUAAACACCACCAGCCAGGGAGGUCCAGCUGGUCUUUCAGCUAGGACGCUCCAGCUGAGCUAGUCCCUGUCUUCUCUGGGAUUGCAUCCCAUUGCCCAGGUGUGCAAAUGUUUGCUGAGACAUUCAGAGGAAGCUGUUCAUUUUUUUCCCCUUUAAACACAAAAUGCAUUCCCUUAACCACAACCAUAGGAGGAGGCAGCUGCUCUUGGCAAACAGAGCCAUGCUAAGUGCACUUGCUGGAAGUGUUUUGACUUUGUUUCUGAACACGUGUGUAGUAAUACUCAGCUUUGGCCACCGGCUGUGUGGUGUGGUGGGGAUGUGAGGGGUUGGGGGGACACAGGAUCCAUCUAGGGAACAACCAGAAAGGACAUUUCUGCAGCAGUCCAUUGCCACAGCAGGAACAAUUGUAAGCAGCAGUAUGGAGAAAUAUAAAUAUACAGGGUUUAGAGCCCUAAAGAAUGGUUUGCCAUAUGCGGGGAGGGACGGUGCAAUUGAAGAGGAGGAAAUCUUCCCAGUGUCCUUGCGAGGAGAUCAAAGUCAGAAGGCCAGACUCACUGCAGGAGUGAAAACCAGGGAGAGAGGCUCACAAGUCCCCAGUCCCACGGGAUUUGCUCCCAAUUUUGCAGGCAGCCUGUUACUGCACAGGAACCCCUGGGCCAACGGUGUUUCUUGCCGGGCAUCCUCAAAAACAAAACCCCUACAAUUGCCAGCCUCUGGCAGUGCUUCCACUUGUCCCAAAUUUCUGCCUCCCCAUAGGAGCUGCCAGGCUCCACCCUAGAGACAGCCACCCUUGCCAGGGGAGAUGGGGUCAUGUGUCAUCAACACUUGUGAAACACUUUGGGGUGAAUUAUAGAAAUAUAAUGGUUCCUUUGCUUUCCCAAAGCUCCUGACUGAUCCAGGCCAACUUCACAUUUCCCUCUUCACCACUUCUGUCUGGCAAUCAGCACCAGGCUGCUGGUGGUGGGGUGGCAGGGCUUGCCCACCUCCCUCACUCGGGGUUAAAAAAGAAAAUCGGACCCUUUAGAAAGAAAAAGAAUCCUAAAAAGGCGAAAAAUAAAGCAUCCAACAGCCCAUGUUGGAGACAUUAUGAAUUGCUUUUGAAAGUGCUCGUUUGCCUGCAUAAGGACAAAGGUACCUUCCUCUAACAAAGCUGCAGGAAAAAACCCACUGUCCCCCAAGUUCAGGGCGCUCUGGAGGACAGCCAUGCUGAAAUUGUGAUUAAGUGUUUUGGGCCAUGCCUUUCACUGCAGCCUGCCAGAUAAAUAUUUACAGCUGACCACGGAGAAGCGGGGGGGGGGAGGAGAGGAGAGACAUCUGUAAAUUCUUUGGAGCCUUGCUGCGUUUUAAUUUUAAUUUAGUUCUUUUUUGUUGCUUUUCCAUCCACACAUCAUUGUCUCUUUUUCUCAGCCCACAGAUAGCUAAAGAAGAGAUUUUUGAGAGAAAGGGGUUAUUUCUAAAACCUCAGGGGACAGAUCCUGGUGGACAGAUCCUGGUUUCAGUGACUGUGGUGUAAAAAUCUGGAGCUGUGAUAAACCAAUACUGCAGAGAGCAGACUGCAACCUUUGAUUUACUAACUGGUGUAAAUCUGAUGUAACAUUAUUGAUCUCUGUGGAUUUACUCCGUCUCAUUGCCUCCUCCCUUGUCUUCUUCACAGUUGUCCUUAUCCAUGCGAAGUCAGUGCCUAUGUGGCUGUAAUAUGCCAGUAAAUCACAGUGUUACACCCA